CAAAAGCCAUCAGAUCCUCCCAGGAAAGCUAAGCAUCGACAGAGCAUCAACAGAGCAUCAAAAGAGCGUAUACAUAAAAGAUCAAAUAAGACACCUCUAUCAUGAAAGCCUUCUCCAUUGUCCUGGCAGGCUUCGCCUCUGUCACUGUCGCACAGCAACAAACCCUCUGCGACCUAUACGCUUACUACUCCACCAACGGCUACGAGCUCCUCAACAACCUCUGGGGCCGCGACGCCGCAACCUCCGGCUCGCAAUGCACAUACUACGACGGCUUCAAUAACGGCAUGGCCUGGCACUCAAACUGGCAGUGGCAAGGUGCCGAGAACAACGUGAAAUCUUACGUUUACGCCGGCCGCUUGGCCACCAAAAAGUUGAUAUCGCAAUACAGCACCAUGCCGAGCACAGCGCAGUGGAGCUACAAUACGACAAACGUGCGCGCCAAUGUUGCGUACGAUGUGUUCACUGCUGCGGAUAUCAACCAUGAUAGGAGUAGUGGGGAUUACGAGCUUAUGGUUUGGCUCGCCAGAUUGGGCAACGUUUACCCCAUCGGUACCUCGCAAGGCAUGAAAACCGUCGACGGCCGCUCCUGGGAACUUUGGGAGGGAUACAACGGGGCGAUGAAAGUUUACAGCUUCGUUGCUCCAAGUCCUGUCACCAAUUACAGUGGUGAUAUCAAGAACUUCUUUACUUGGCUCACCAGCAACAAGGGCUAUCCUGCGUCGAGCCAAAACCUCAUCGUCUACCAGUUUGGUACUGAAGCUUUUACGGGUGGACCUGCAGCGUUCACAGUUAACAGGUGGUCAGCGGAGGCCAACUAAGCGGAAAAGUCGGACCCGUGCUCAUAACCUCCAUGUUUUAUAGCCUGAGAGGAUGUUUGGACAAGCGCUCGCGAUACGGAAAUAAGAGUGACAAAAGAAGUUCUGUAUUUGGCGAGGCAUAUGUUCAUGGCAUGAUG
Molecule: messenger RNA, 955 nt
Organism: Alternaria alternata
Lineage: Eukaryota; Fungi; Ascomycota; Dothideomycetes; Pleosporales; Pleosporaceae
Product: concanavalin A-like lectin/glucanase
Exons: 3
Coding region: 102-818 (238 amino acids)
Biological process (GO): polysaccharide catabolic process
Molecular function (GO): cellulase activity
Source: RefSeq, a predicted model, not a curated record